Molecule: messenger RNA, 1787 nt
Organism: Cynara cardunculus var. scolymus (artichoke)
Lineage: Eukaryota; Viridiplantae; Streptophyta; Magnoliopsida; Asterales; Asteraceae
Product: heparan-alpha-glucosaminide N-acetyltransferase
Exons: 14
Coding region: 111-1538 (475 amino acids)
Source: RefSeq, a predicted model, not a curated record
GGUACAAUGAUAACCAAGCAAUGAAAGGAAUAUUAUCUUGACGGCGGUUGAGCGGGAAGUGAAGCUUCACCGUUUCUGACUGACUUCAGUCUUCUGAUCUCCGGACAAAAAUGGCUGACAUCAAACUCAACGACGGAGACCGCUGUCUGGACAUUGCAGAUACACCAGCUCCUACAUCGGAGGAGCCACAUGUCAACACCACCACAGAGAAGAUGAAAAAGAAGCGGGUUGCUUCCGUAGAUAUUUUCAGAGGAUUUACUGUAGCGUUGAUGAUUUUGGUAGAUGAUGCUGGAGGAGAAUGGCCUAUGAUUGCACAUGCACCUUGGAAUGGCUGCAACCUUGCUGAUUUUGUAAUGCCAUUCUUUUUGUUCAUUGUGGGCAUGUCCAUUGCACUUGCUCUGAAGAGAAUACGAGAUAGAUGCAUUGCCACUAAAAAGGUGCUACUUAGGACCCUGAAGCUCAUCUUUUGGGGUCUUCUAUUACAAGGUGGUUUCUCACAUGCUCCUGACAAACUAUCAUAUGGUGUUGACAUGAAAAAUAUUAGGUGGUGUGGUAUUCUCCAGAGAAUUGCUCUUGCAUAUUUCGUUGUUGGAUUGUUGGAAAUUGCAACUCAACGGACACAUGCUGAGGAACUACCACCUGGAUGUCUCUCUAUAUACAAGUUGUACAUUUGGCACUGGAUCCUAGGAGCUUGUGUUAUCAUAGUUUAUUUGGCAGUUAUUUAUGGAACUUAUGUCCCCAACUGGCAGUUCACAGUCCACAAUACCGACAGUGCUGAUUACGGAAAGAUUUUAACUGUAGCUUGUGAUGUCAGAGGAAAACUUGAUCCUCCAUGUAAUGCAGUUGGUUAUAUUGACAGACAAGUGCUUGGUAUUAAUCACAUGUAUCCGCAUCCUGCUUGGAAGAGAUCUAAGGCUUGCACCAAGAGAUCCCCUUAUGAGGGUCCUUUCAAGAAGGAUGCUCCAUCUUAUUGCUCGGCACCUUUUGAACCUGAAGGAGUUUUAAGCUCUAUUUCUGCUAUCCUCUCUACAACUAUCGGAGUGCACCUUGGGCAUGUACUCAUACAUAUGAAGGGCCACUCAUCUAGGCUGAGGCAUUGGAUUAUGAUGGGUCUUGGCCUCGUUGUUUUGGGAAUCGUUCUUCAUUUCACAGAUGCAAUUCCUCUAAAUAAACAGUUGUACACAUUCAGCUAUGUUUGUGUAACGUCAGGAGCAGCAGCAUUGGUCUUCUCAUUCUUCUACAUUAUGGUUGAUAUAUGGACUUUGAGAUACCUGUUUCUGCCAUUGGAAUGGAUUGGAAAGAAUGCAAUGCUUGUUUAUGUUAUGGCCGCUGAAGGCAUCUUUGCAGGAUUUGUUAAUGGCUGGUACUAUGAUAACCCCCAUAAUACACUGAUAUAUUGGAUUCAGAAACACAUUUUCUUCGGAGUUUGGCAUUCAAGAAGAGUGGGAAUUCUACUUUAUGUCAUAUUUGCGGAGAUAAUGUUUUGGGUGAUCAUUUCUGGCAUUCUGGAUUGGCUCGGGAUUUAUUGGAAACUGUAGUAUGCGAUUCGAGGGUUGUUUAUGCCUCUUCAAAACCUCGAUAGAUCAAGACUCAAGAGCAUGAAGUUUAUUGUAAGCUUAUCAACUUUGUGAAUAAUAUUUCUUCAAAUAGAACAAGAGUUAUAUCCCUUGGUUUGUUUUACCUACGCUUCUAUGUGCAUACCACUGAAAUGUAAUGUAAACACGUGGUUGUAAUGUAUAAAAAGAAUCUUGCAGCAAGUAAUAAGCAAGUUAGCACUUCCUUCUCUA